Molecule: messenger RNA, 1075 nt
Organism: Trametes versicolor FP-101664 SS1
Lineage: Eukaryota; Fungi; Basidiomycota; Agaricomycetes; Polyporales; Polyporaceae
Exons: 3
Coding region: 108-986 (292 amino acids)
Biological process (GO): CDP-choline pathway
Cellular component (GO): nuclear envelope
Molecular function (GO): choline-phosphate cytidylyltransferase activity; phosphatidylcholine binding
Source: RefSeq, a predicted model, not a curated record
GUGCCCAGAGGCCUGGAGACCUUGUACUCGCGAUACCCGACUUAACCGGUACCCCCACUCCUGCGUUCCCUUCAACUCGCGAGUGGAUCCUGGGGUGAACGACGACGAUGCGCCGCUCUACCGACGCCCUUUCUGUGCUCUCGACGGAUGACCUCGCCGACUACGAUGUGAUCUCGGACGGCCCGCGCUCGAUGGAGUCGAGCAUCGCGGACCUCGGCCAGGCCCCCAAGUACGCCGGGGGCGAGCCUGCGCCCCUGCCCUCCGCGAGAGAGAAGUUCGACACUGUGGGCCUGACGGCGGAGGACAUACAGACGCAUGUGCAGCGCUCGCUCGGCGCGCAGCCGGACGCGCGGACAUGGCGGGUGUAUGUGGAUGGCGUAUUCGGGCCUCUGACACCCAGAGACGUGCUGCAGCUCCGGCAGGCGAAGUUGUCCUUUCCCUCUGUGCAGCUGGUGGUUGGGGUGUUCGCGGACGACAUAUGCGAGGAGCACGGCGUGCCUUCGGAGGUGCCGCACGCGGACCGCUGCGAGGUUUUGCGCCACUGCAGAUGGGUGGACGAGGUCGUGCCGGACGCGCCGUGGACGCUGCACGAGCGGUUCUUGCGCGCGCGCCACGUCGACUACGUUGCGAUCGAUGAGGGCACGUCGAUCGACCCAGACGUGGACCGAGAGCGGUUGAAGGGGUACGACCUCGUGAAGAGCCUGCGUAAGGCGAUACCGACGCGGAGGACGAAUGUGUCGACGCCGAUGCCGAAGAGCUUUGACCCGUUCAAGAAAGAGAAAGAGGGGAAAGUUGAGCAAGAGCCGCCAUCGAGGAAGAGCACUGUCAAGGGAGUGCCAAUAGAGCUAGCUCAGGAAUCGGAGGUGGACGCGGGUCGGAGGGCGGAUAUCCUAGAGGCGUUGGAGACGCCGUUCGAGGAGCCACCCGAGCCCACGCCGUUCGAAGAACCAAAGAUAGACGAGUUCGGAACGGGUGUUGGGGUAUGACACGGACAUUACACAGCACCAGUGUUAUGUUACGUUGUGGACCGGAGUGUGUCAAUAUGUACGUGGUAUCUAUUUGUUUCUGAUCAAGU